UAAAGAUUUGAACGUGAACUGUCUCGUUAUAUUCCGCCAAGGGAAGUGGUAUCCUGGCUGAGCAGCAUUACCUAACAUCCACAUGUUUUCAGGCUCUACGAUGACAACCAUGAGAAGCACACACAAAUACACAUGUUUGAUCACAGGAGGAGUGGUUAUUUCGGUUAUCGCCUGGCCUGCUCGCUCCAGUCCAAGGGGUCCACCGUCAUUCUGUUUGAUGUGAUUCCGCCCGUGACCGGACCGCUCCCAGAAGGCAUCACGUUCCUCCAGGGAGACAUUCGGGAAUACCCUCAGGUGCGGCGCGCCCUCUCCGGGGUGGACUGCGUCUUCCACUCGGCCUCCUACGGCAUGUCGGGCCGCGAGCAGCUGAACCGCCGCCGCAUCCAGGAGAUGAACGUCGGGGGCACCCAGGACGUCCUGGAGGCCUGCGUGGAGACGGGGGUCCCCCGGCUGGUCUACACCAGCACCUUCAACGUGGUGUUCGGGGGUCAGGUGAUCGAGAACGGCGACGAGAGCCUCCACUACCUGCCCCUGCACCUCCACCCCGACCAAUACUCCCGGACCAAGUCCCUGGCCGAGAUGGCGGUGUUGGGGGCCAACGGCGCCGCACUCAAGUCCGGCGGCGGCUCGCUGCGCACCUGCGCCCUCCGUGCUGCCGGUAUCUACGGGCCCGGGGAGCAGCGGCACCUGCCCCGGGUGGUGGGCUACAUCGAGAGGGGCGUGUUCCGCUUCGUCUACGGCGACCCCGCCAGCAGGGUGGAGUUCGUCCACGUCGACAACCUGGUGUCGGCCCACGUGCUGGCGGCCGGAGCCCUGAGCUCCGGGAGGGAGCCCAGCGCGGCGGGAGAGGCCUACUUCAUCUCAGACGGCCGGCCCGUCAACAACUUUGAGUUCUUCCGGCCGCUGGUGGAGGGGCUGGGCUACCCGUUCCCCACGCUGCGCCUGCCCUUGUCCCUGGUGUACUUUGUGGCCUUCCUCACGGAGAUGCUCCACCGCCUGGUCGGGCCGCUCUACAACUUCCAGCCCCUGCUGACGCGCACGGAGGUGUACAAGACGGGGGUGACCCACUACUUCAGCCUGGCCAAGGCCCGGGCCCAGCUGGGGUACGAGCCCCGGGAGUACGACCUGGCGGAGGUGGUGCAGUGGUUCAGGAGCCGGGGCCACGGCAGGAAGCCCGGAGGCUCGGCCCUGGGGAGGCUGCUGCUGAACGCGCUGCUGGUCUGUGUGAUGGUGGCGCUGGCUCUGUCGUACCUCCCGGGCGUCGGUGGCUGAGGGCGGGGGACACCCGGUCCGGACGCCUCAUGCGUGGACGGAGGCUUCAGGGUUUACGGAGACGUUGGUUUAAACUUUAGGUUACCUUAAGAGGCUGUUUACCGCCCGAAUGUUUUCUGUUUGGUUUGUUUUUAACAGCGACUGGUCCGGUCCCGACCCGAGUUUACAUGCUUUUCCUGAUUACCUCUUCCAGUGUACAUCUUAAAACGGUUUAAUUAAUUAUUCAUGAUUACUUGAGAUCCCGUGUUAAAGUACCUUACGGUUCCAUUAUUUGAUUGGCCUGUGAUGUUUAUGAAGACGUUGAUGAUGUGUGUUUCUUGUUUUGCGACGACUACACAAAACCUGCCAAAAUUGUAAUAAAUAUAUUUUCAAGGAAUAUGUAUGCCACACUCUGAGUUCUUC
Gadus chalcogrammus (walleye pollock) is the source of this 1674-nucleotide messenger RNA. RefSeq names its product short-chain dehydrogenase/reductase family 42E member 1-like. NCBI's taxonomy places the organism in Eukaryota, Metazoa, Chordata, Actinopteri, Gadiformes, Gadidae. Gene Ontology annotation, biological process: steroid biosynthetic process. The coding region runs from base 133 to 1272 and encodes 379 amino acids. Gene Ontology annotation, molecular function: 3-beta-hydroxy-Delta5-steroid dehydrogenase (NAD+) activity. The transcript is spliced from 3 exons. The record is from RefSeq and is a predicted model, not a curated record.